Molecule: messenger RNA, 2961 nt
Organism: Clonostachys solani
Lineage: Eukaryota; Fungi; Ascomycota; Sordariomycetes; Hypocreales; Bionectriaceae
Source: the annotation of a GenBank genome assembly
AUGAUGGUCAACGGUGCCGAGGUGACUCCCCCGGAGACAGCCCCUGCCUCGCCUCCAGCAGAGCAGGAAGCGCGUCGGCCUCUUCUGCCUCCAGGGGCGAGGAAAAUUGUCUUCGGUCGAACCUCGUCCGAGAGCUCCUCCUCCGAGGAUGACUCCGAUCUGACUUUCGAUCGAGGGCAUGGCCGAGACGCCGACUGGCAAAAGACCAUUUCCAAGGUCGCCGACAGCGUAGUCUCCAUCCAUUACACUCGGCCCCUGUCCUUUGACACGGAUACCACCCACACGAGCCAGGCCACUGGCUUCAUCGUCGACGCCGAACGAGGAUAUGUCCUGACCAAUCGCCACAUCGUGGGCUCCGGACCCUUCUGGGGUCACAUCAUUUUCAACAAUCGCGAAGAGGCAGACGUUGUUCCCUUGUAUCGCGACCCCAUCCAUGAUUUUGGGAUUUUGCGUUUUGAUCCCAAGACGGUCAAGCACAUGAAGCUGGCAGCUCUGGACCUCCACCCUGAACUGGCCAAAGUUGGUGCUGAGAUCAAGGUCAUUGGCAACGACGGAGGCGAAACCCUCGGGAUUCUCUCUGGCUUCAUCAGCCGCACCGAUCGCAACGCCCCCAGCUACUCAGGUUCCUACAGAGACUUCAACACUGCCUACUACCAGUCAAAUGCGGCAGCAUGCGGCGGAAGCUCUGGUAGUCCCGUUGUCAACAUCAACGGCCAUGUCCUUGCUCUGCAGGCAGGCAGUCGCUCCGACGGCGCCUCGACAGACUACUUCUUGCCCCUUCACGAGCCCCUGCGUGCUCUGGGCGAACUCCAAGCUGGAAAGAUCCCCACAAGAGGCGAUAUCCAGACCUGCUUCAGGCUCCAGACAUUUGACGAAUGUCGCCGCUUGGGACUGACUGCAGAUUGGGAAUCCCAUGUGCGAGAGCAGUUCCCCAAGCAGACGAGCAUGCUCUUUGUACGAGACGCGCUGCCUGAAGGCCCCGCAGAUGGAAAGCUCAAAGCGGGUGACAUACUUCUCAAGAUUAACGGCACCCUCGUGGUGGAUUUCCUCGUGCUUGACACCACGCUCAACGACAACGUUGGCAAGGUGGUCAAGUUCCACGUGCUGCGUGCUGGAAGAGACGUGCAAGAGGAGAUUGUCGUCGAUGACUUGGAGAAGAUGGCACCCACCCGCUUCCUCUCCGUCGCCGGAGGAUGUUUCCACGACCUGUCGCACCUGAUGGCACACAGAUACGUGAUCCGAUGUAAGGGCGUCUACGUCAGCGAGACCGGGCUCAUCGAUUUAAGCGGUAGAAAUGGCUGGAUUAUGGAGCGCGUGGCCAACAAGCUGACACCUGACUUGGAUACAUUUGUCUCUGUUAUGAAGGAGAUUCCUGACCGAGCCCGGGUGCCCAUCGCAUACCGGGACCUGGGCGAUCUCAACAGACUGCGACAUAAGGUCAUCACGGUCAACAGACACUGGGCAGCCAAGAUGAAGAUGGUCACCCGCAAUGAUAAAACAGGUAUAUGGGACUUUGAGACCAUUGCGGAUGCUCUCCCACCACAGCCUCCCGUGCCUUGCACAGCAUCUUUCCCCCAGCUAGAGUAUGCGCCCAACGACUUCAUUGCCGAUAUGGCGCGAACGUGGGUUCAAGUUACAUCAAUUCUGCCCUUCUACGUCGAUGCUGUCGUCGGCCAUAGAAGCAUAGGCAUGGGUUUGGUGAUUGAUGCCUGCCAGGGCCUUGUCUUGGUUCCCCGGUCCUUGGUUCCGCACAUCAUGUGCGACUUGGAGAUUGUCGUGGCACAGUCCAUCAUGAUUGAGGGCAAGGUGCUCUUCCUUCACCCCUCAUAUAAUUACUCGGUUGUCCAGUACGACGCCAAGCUCGUGGAUGCGCCUGUUCUCAGUGCUGUCUUCAGCAACGAGAAGAUUACUCAAGGCCAUUCCACCUACUUUGUAGGCCAUUCUGAGAGCGGCAAGAUGGUGUAUUCGUCGACUAUGGUGACUAGAAGACACCUUUCCUCACUCCAUCCGACUAAGAGUCCCCGCUACAGGCCCGUCAAUGUCGACUUUAUUGGUGUCGAAUCCCGCCUCAGCAAAUCCUCCACCAGUGGCGUCCUGCUCUCAGACAAGGGCGAGGUCCAGGCAGUGUGGCUGACCUGGGAUAUGGAUACCGGGUUUUACGCUUAUGGCCUUGGCGCGGACCUCAUCACGCCGGUGAUUGACCUCAUCCGUGGGGGCCAGAUUCCCUCUCUCCGCGUCAUCCCCGCUGAGUUUGAGGUCCUCAACAUGUUCCAGGCUCGCGUCUACGGCGUGACCUCCGAGUGGAUUGACAGGGUCGAGGCAUCAACGGGCCCCCACCAGCUGUUCAGCGCCAAGAGAGUGUUUGGCGACGGAGAUCCGCGCAUCGAGGAGGCGGACAUCCUGCUCACCAUGAACGGUGAAUUGAUCACGCAGUCCGGUCAGCUCGACAUGACACACUGGCAUGACGAAAUCGACGUGGAGGUUGUCAGAAACGGCGAGUUUAUGAGCUUCCGGCUCAACACUCUUGCCGCUGACGACCUGGAGACCAGCCACUUCGUCAGCUUCUGCGGCAUGAUGGUCCAGAAGCCGCAGCUGGCUGUCAGGCAGGUCAUCAGACGGGUGCCAAGUGAGAUCUUCGUUUCAACUAAGUAUUACGGAUCUCCGUCUUGCUUCUACGGCAUGCAGACAGCCAACUUCAUCACCCACAUCAACGAUGAGGAGGUUCCCUCCCUUGAGAAGAUCCUUGAAGUAGUCAAUGCGAUCCCCGACAACACAUACUUCCAGAUCCGCGCCGUUUCCUGGCAUGACAUUCCCUUUGUCAUCACCAUGAAGAAGAAUGAGCAUUACUACCCGACAUGGGAGUGGCUCAAGGACCCUGCCGUCCCUGGGGGUUGGAUGCGCAGGACAUAUGAAAAGGGCAAGGUCUCUAAGGGCGAGGGUGCGGGCGGGAUAGUGGUUUAG